This is a messenger RNA of Chaetomium strumarium, 1968 nucleotides long. RefSeq names its product major facilitator superfamily domain-containing protein. Gene Ontology annotation, biological process: transmembrane transport. Gene Ontology annotation, molecular function: transmembrane transporter activity. The transcript has 3 exons. The record is from RefSeq and is a predicted model, not a curated record. The coding region runs from base 388 to 1905 and encodes 505 amino acids. Lineage: Eukaryota; Fungi; Ascomycota; Sordariomycetes; Sordariales; Chaetomiaceae.
CCGAUCCGAUCACUUGGCACAACCCCAGACCCGCCAUCGGCGCUAAGUUCAACCCCAGGUUUUCUCGCGAGGACCCCUGUUCUAGGAUUGCAGCCAGGCAUCUUCAACAUGCCCAACACACUGCGGGGGAAGCACUCGAACAGGGCGGUCCACCAAGGCGACGUUGGCAGUCACAAUCAUGCGGUGAUUGGUGGGAUCGGACAGACUUGACCCGAGCUUCGGCUCCAGAAGCCCCAGAAGAUCACGACUCGGCAUCACCGUGCGACUUGAGCUUGUUGUUGCCCCCCUGAACUUGCAUGCCAUGGCACCGAGAAUAGAACCGUUGCAUGGACCGGGGCCGCCUUCUGUGAUGCUUUUAUCAACGGAUGAACCAUGCGUCCGACAUAAAUGCAGCCGUAUACCUAUCUCCCUCCGAUAAGCCAUCCAUCUUCCCACCAGAUACCCCCAACAUACCCAGAACCUACAGUUAGUGUGAGCAUGGGCGACUUCUGGAAGAGGCGCUCACUGCGCGUGCGCGAUGAUCAGCGGACGAAGGCGGCCGAGCUGACAGUUCGAGAGUCGCUGUGGCCCCUCACACUGGUCACCAUCCUCUUCUUCCUCUGGGGCUUCAGCUACGGCCUGCUCGAUACGCUCAACAAGCACUUCCAGAUCACGCUGGACAUCACGCGAGCCCGGUCGUCGGGCCUGCAGGUGGCCUACUUUGGGGCUUAUCCUCUUGCCUCACUCGGCCACGCAGCAUGGAUCCUCCGACGCUUUGGUUACCGCGCCGUCUUCAUUUGGGGCCUGUUUCUCUACGGACUCGGGGCGCUGCUCGCCAUCCCCGCCGUGAUUAACCACUCGUUUGCCGGCUUCUGCGUCUGCAUCUUCGUCAUUGGCAACGGGCUCGGCUCGCUGGAGACGGCAGCCAACCCGUACAUCACGGUCUGCGGUCCUCCUAAGUACUCCGAAAUCCGCAUCAACAUCGCGCAAGCCUUCAACGGCAUUGGCACCGUGGUCGCGCCCGUGCUGGGCUCCUACGUGUUCUUCACCUUCGACGAGAUCACCGCGCUGCGCAACGUGCAGUGGGUGUACCUGGCCAUCGCGUGCUUCGUCUUCCUGCUGGCCGGCGUCUUCUACCUCUCGGUCAUCCCCGAGAUCACCGACGCGGACAUGGCCUUCCAGGCGUCCGAGACGCACGCCAACGACGCUGACGUCCUGCCCUUCCGCAAGCAGUACCGCCUCUUCCACGCCGCCUUCGCCCAGUUCUGCUACACGGGCGCGCAGGUGGCCAUCGCGAGCUACUUCAUCAACUACGUGACCGAGACGCGCGCCGGCACGUCCCCCUCGCUGGGGAGCAAGUUCCUCGCCGGCUCACAGGCCGGCUUCGCCGUCGGCCGCUUCGGCGGCGCCGCGCUGAUGCACUUUGUCAAGCCGCGCAAGGUGUUCCUCGUCUUCCUGACCGCGUGCAUCGUCUUCUCGGCGCCGGCCAUCACGCAGCGCGGCGAUGCCGGCAUGAGCAUGCUGUUUGUCGUCAUGCUGUCCGAGUCGAUCUGCUUCCCAACCAUUGUCGCGCUGGGCAUGCGCGGCCUGGGCCGGCACACCAAGCGCGGGUCCGGGUGGAUCGUGGCCGGCGUGUUUGGUGGCGCUUGUGUGCCGCCCCUGAUGGGCGCCGCGGCGGAUCGGCAUGGGACCGGCCUCUCCAUGGUGGUGCCCUUCUGCUUCUUUGUGGCGGCCUGGUCGUAUGCGCUGGCGGUGAACUUCUGGCCGUGGUAUAGGAAUACCGUCGAUGCAUUCUCGGCCACUGAUGUGGGCGUCAGACCGACGGAGGAGAGGCCGGUCAAGGACGGUGCCCGGGACAGUGUUGGGGGUGGGGUCACGGUCCCAGAUGGGGAGAAGCCCGGGGCUGUCAACUUAGAAACAGUAUGAUAGAGGCGUACUAGUAGAUACCUACCCGGACGCAAAUAAUAGCUCUACUCAUCUGCACUUGCU